CAACCACACUCAUCUUUCUCUUCUUGCACAUCGCUCUCAUCAUGUCUUGGUUCUCUGAGGAUUCUGAGCAGGCCGUCUCCUACCAGACUGUCACUGAGAAGCCCCACGAGGCUUCUUGGAGCCACGAGCUCAUCGCCGGCGCCGCCGCCUUCGAGGCUGCCAAGGCCUACGAGAACCACUGCGCUGAGAACGGCCGCCCCGACGACCACUCCACUGCUAAGGAGCUCCUGGCCGGCUUCGCUGGUGCUUUCGUCGAUCGCGAGGUCGAGACCAGAGGCCUCGACUACAUUGACAAGCAGAGGGCCAAGGACCAGGCUCAAGAACAAGUCGAGACCGUGUACAAUGAGCAAUUCGUUAGCAACUACUAGAGUAACGCAACUUCUUCUCCCUCGGUCUGGACCCUGAUCGUCAUCAUAUAUCGGGCACACUUUUGUCGCAGACACAAACAGAAUACGAAAGGAAUGUACAUCUGUAAGCGCGAGUUACUUUGCAUUGGU
Molecule: messenger RNA, 497 nt
Organism: Phanerochaete carnosa HHB-10118-sp
Lineage: Eukaryota; Fungi; Basidiomycota; Agaricomycetes; Polyporales; Phanerochaetaceae
Exons: 5
Coding region: 42-368 (108 amino acids)
Source: RefSeq, a predicted model, not a curated record